Molecule: messenger RNA, 3803 nt
Organism: Condylura cristata (star-nosed mole)
Lineage: Eukaryota; Metazoa; Chordata; Mammalia; Eulipotyphla; Talpidae
Gene: SRP72
Product: signal recognition particle 72kDa
Exons: 19
Coding region: 5-2020 (671 amino acids)
Biological process (GO): SRP-dependent cotranslational protein targeting to membrane
Cellular component (GO): signal recognition particle, endoplasmic reticulum targeting
Molecular function (GO): protein binding; 7S RNA binding; ribosome binding
Source: RefSeq, a predicted model, not a curated record
CAAGAUGGCGAGCGGCGGCAGCGGGGGGGUUUCGGUGCCUGCGCUCUGGAGUGAAGUGAACCGUUAUGGCCAGAACGGCGACUUCACGCGCGCUCUCAAGACCGUAAACAAGAUACUGCAGAUUAACAAGGAUGACGUAACUGCUCUGCACUGUAAGGUGGUAUGCCUUAUCCAGAACGGAAGCUUCAAGGAAGCCCUGAAUGUCAUCAAUACUCACACAAAAGUGUUAGCCAAUAAUUCUCUUCCUUUUGAGAAGGCAUAUUGUGAAUACAGGCUGAACAGAAUUGAAAAUGCCUUGAAGACAAUAGAAAGUGCCAAUCAGCAGACAGGCAAGCUAAAGGAACUUUAUGGACAAGUGUUAUACCGAUUAGAACGCUAUGAUGAAUGCUUAGCUGUGUAUAGAGAUCUUGUCCGAAACUCCCAAGAUGAUUAUGAUGAGGAGAGAAAGACAAAUCUUUCAGCCGUUGUUGCAGCUCAAAGCAAUUGGGAAAAAGUGGUGCCAGAGAACCUGGGCCUCCAAGAAGGCACACAUGAACUGUGCUACAAUGCUGCAUGUGCACUAAUAGGACAGGGCCAGCUGAACCAGGCAAUGAAAAUCCUGCAAAAAGCUGAAGAUCUUUGUCGCCGUUCAUUAUCAGAAGACGCUGAUGGGACUGAGGAAGAUCCACAGGCAGAACUAGCCAUCAUUCAUGGGCAGAUGGCUUAUAUUCUUCAGCUUCAGGGUUGUACUGAGGAGGCUUUGCAACUUUACAAUCAGAUAAUAAAACUAAAGCCAACAGAUGUGGGAUUACUAGCUGUAAUUGCAAAUAACAUCAUUACCAUUAACAAGGACCAAAAUGUCUUUGACUCCAAAAAGAAGGUGAAAUUAACCAAUGCAGAAGGAGUAGAGUUUAAACUUUCCAAGAAACAAUUGCAAGCUAUAGAAUUUAACAAAGCUUUACUUGCUAUGUACACAAACCAGGCAGAACAGUGCCGCAAAAUAUCUGCCAGUUUACAAUCCCAAAGUCCUGAACACCUCCUGCCAGUGUUAAUCCAGGCUGCCCAGCUCUGCCGUGAAAAGCAGCACACCAAAGCAAUAGAGUUGCUUCAGGAGUUUUCAGAUCAGCAUCCAGAAAAUGCAGCUGAAAUUAAACUGACCAUGGCACAGCUGAAAAUUUCCCAAGGUAAUAUUUCCAAAGCAUGUCUAAUAUUGAGAAGCAUAGAGGAGUUAAAGCAUAAACCAGGCAUGGUAUCUGCAUUAGUGACCAUGUACAGCCACGAGGAAGAUAUUGAUAGUGCCAUUGAGGUCUUCACACAAGCUAUCCAGUGGUAUCAAAGCCACCAGCCCAAAUCCCCUGCUCAUUUGUCCUUGAUAAGAGAAGCUGCGAACUUCAAACUCAAAUAUGGAAGGAAGAAGGAGGCAAUUAGUGACCUAGAACAGCUAUGGAAACAAAAUCCAAAAGAUAUUCAUACCCUGGCUCAGCUUAUUUCUGCUUAUUCACUUGUAGAUCCUGAGAAAGCAAAAGCUCUUAGUAAACACUUGCCCUCAUCAGAUAGUAUGUCUCUAAAAGUGGAUGUGGACGCUCUUGAAAAUUCUCCUGGUGCUACAUACAUUCGGAAGAAAGGUGGUAAAGCUACUGGAGAUAGUCAACCAAAGGAACAAGGGCAGGGAGAUUUGAAAAAGAAGAAGAAGAAAAAGAAGGGGAAACUGCCUAAGAAUUAUGACCCCAAAGUGACUCCAGAUCCAGAAAGAUGGCUACCAAUGCGAGAACGUUCUUACUACCGAGGAAGAAAGAAGGGUAAAAAGAAGGAUCAGAUUGGAAAAGGAACCCAGGGAGCAACUGCAGGAGCUUCAUCUGAACUGGAUGCCAGUAAGACUGUGAGCAGCCCACCCACCUCUCCGAGACCUGGCAGCGCGGCAACAGCGUCGGCAUCCACGAGUAAUAUUAUACCCCCCAGACACCAGAAGCCUGCGGGGGCUCCAGCAGCAAAGAAGAAACAGCAACAAAAAAAGAAGAAAGGUGGAAAAGGAGGCUGGUGAAUAGAACAUUCUUGUGGCAGGCUAUUUUUAAAUGAGUCUCAAUGACACUAGGAACAUAAUAAAGGUAACAGCAAGAAGCACAGAGCUGCUCCCUCUCUCAUCCCCACAUUUUCAUAAAAAUUAUUUUCUUGUACAUCAAAACAGGAAAACAAAUCCCUCAAACUCUGUCUAGUCAGAUGUACUCGUACAACCUAGCUUUGCACAGAUGAAGCAGACUCAGAAUAAUUGGCAUUUCCCACCUUGCUAUCUGUUGUGUCCUUUAUAUUUGUGUGCUGAUCUGCUGGAUUGGAGUUUUGUUUUUUGUUUUUUUCCCAGUUUCACAAACAAGACAUGUUAUCUAAGGUUUCCUCGGAUUUAAGGAGAAGCUACUUCUGUUUCAAAUAUAUUCUAAAAACACUUGUUCCUGUCAAGUCCCACUUUAAAUUUUGUCUUAGGAGGCCUUGGGAAACAAAGGUGAAAUCUUCUGAGCAUUCCAAAUAUCUGCUUAGAAAUAUCAUGUGAUUCAAAAAGGGACCUUAUUAAUACACUGCUUUUCUUCACUUUAUUACAGGAAAACUAAAGGAUUACUUUUGGCCAUAAAUUCUGUCAUAGAUAUGUACUUUAUCACUAUACAUAUAUAAAUUAGGACUCCUUUGUGGCCCCUUGUCAGUUUCAGAUCAUGAAAACAUGCUAUUUAAGAACCGUAAAGAAUUCAAGCAGAAAAUAUAAAUGUGGCAAGUAGUAGAAUCUUAAGACCUGGCGUUUGGGGGGGGGGGGGCAAAUGGAUUUGUUCUGUCUCAUUCAGAAAGAUGUAAAGGCCCCUAUUGAGAGCAUAAACAUUGACUUCCUUUGUAGAGAGGAAGUCAAUCCAGUAUUAAAGCUUAACUAUUUGACCCAAUAAAUAAACUCUGAAACAAGAAUAUGACCAUUACCCUUCUCCAGUAAUGAAGUAUUGUACAGUCAGUCUGUGGUGUUAGUGCUGCUCGGGCCUUGUCUUUACGUUCAGGCCACUUUCCUGUUGAACAGUCAUAAGACAGACACACUGGGGUUGCCCAGUUAACUAUUACUAGUUGCCCUUGUGAGUACUCCUUUUAUGCUGCCCAUGAUAGCAUUGAAUUUAGACGUAAGAGUAUUUCCUUGUGAUAUUACUCUGUCCUUGUUAAUAAAGUGCUGCUGUUUGAUCAACAUACUGAGAUUUCAAGAGUUCUUAAAAGGCUUUUCUCCUUUACAGUAGCAAGAAAUGUGGUGCUGCCUUUCUGUCUAGCAUAAUCUGGUGGCAUUGAAACAAAAGACCUUCAUAAAAUAAGAAUGACUUAUGGUGUAAUACUUUUUGAGCUCUCAAAAACAGUCUUUUGAUAAGAAUGACAUAUUUAUUCCUCCUGAUUAUAUACUCAAUCACAGGCAUAAUUGUUAGUAAAUGUUAUUGUGGAGUCAUUAGAUUUCUGUGGUGAAGGAUAAUCAUUUUUUUAAAGAUAACUAAGCUACAGAAUUGUGAAAAUUACCAUCUUUGAAGAUUUUGACCCAAGGCAAAACAAUGACACAGUUUUCUAUUUCGUCAUUGUAACUGCCAAUCAUUGUUACUACCAGUCAUUGCUAAGCAACAGAAACCUCAAUUCAAAUAACUGUAAAAUGAAGUUGUAACCAUUACAUUAACUUUUUAGUAGUUAUUUCUUCUUGGGAUGGGGUCUUUAACAGUGACAUACAUAUUUUGUAUAUAUUUAUGUAUGUGAUACAUUUAUAAAAAACCCAGUUGGAUACAUCCAUUCACUCUGGCACAUUUUAAAAUAAAAUAUUCUGUCAGUGA